CCCAUACGUUUCUACAGAUGCUGCCCUACGUCAUUAUUUCAAUAAUUUGUGAUUCGAUAAUUGGUCACAGUUAGCCUAAUUGUUUGUGUGAGGUGAUUGGCUCAUCUACGGCUAUUACGGGGUUCAUAAGAUCAACGAUCACACACCGCUGUCAUCAACUUCCUUCCAAUCGAGCGCCAAGCUGAUCAGUAUGACCUCUGAAUGUAGCGUCACCAUCGAGCAGGACAACGACGGUGUUGAGGAAAAAGUUGUGGUGAAGAGAGACAGUGCGAUAACCACUGUACUCUGUCGCCUGUCACAGUUUUGGCCGGUCAGACUUGCGAUGCGUGCUCUCCGUGGGUUUUGGUGGCUGUUUGGUUGGUCCCCUUCAGAUGAGAAGGCUUUCGCUGCUCCAGAAGAGGAUGACCGCUCUAGUCCAGCCCGCCAUUGUCUAACAGGCCGCAAGCGUCUGCGGCGGGCCACACGCAUACUGUUGGCUAUCCUGCCCCGCCGCAUGCAGAGCGCCCUGGGAUACCCUGUGUGCACCAGCAUCGGCUGCGCCGUAUCCCCAGAGGUGCGUGUCUCCCCCACUAAGCCCUGUGGGAAAGGCAACAAGAGGAAGCAGGAUGACGUUGAUGACGAGGAGCAGCAGACCUGGGUUGAGGCCCUCUCUCAGGAACUAGAGGAUGAGGAGCCUUCUGUUGAUCCUGACUAUGAGCUGAGCGCAGUGGAUACUGACAGUGAGGAAUUUAACUCUCACAAUAACACAGAAAGUGACCUUGACGUUUCAGAGAAGGGCGUGAUCGAGGACCUUAAAACGGAUAUUCCACAAGAGGCAUAGUGGAAGGUGGCAUUUCAGAUUUAUUGGUCCUUCUUCAUAGGUGCUCUGCCUCCAGUUUUAUCGCCACGUGUAAGCCUCCUGCAGUGCAAGUAUGCACUUUUUUUUUGUUCAAUGUGAUAUGUACAACUGUUCACUAAAUAAAAUAUAUUCAUCUUUA
Messenger RNA from Coregonus clupeaformis (lake whitefish), 977 nucleotides. RefSeq lists its product as uncharacterized. The record is from RefSeq and is a predicted model, not a curated record. Lineage: Eukaryota; Metazoa; Chordata; Actinopteri; Salmoniformes; Salmonidae. The coding region runs from base 191 to 820 and encodes 209 amino acids. The transcript is spliced from 7 exons.